GCCAGGCCAGGCCGGCCCGAGGCGAGGGCCCCGCCGCGACCGGCCCUCAGCGCCCCCGGCACGGCGGGGAGGGGGGGGGACACGGGCAGGGCAGGGCAGGGCAUCGCCCGCCCCUCGGGCAAAGCCGGUUUUAGCCGCUUCCCCUUGCCCCCCCCCCCCCCCCCCCGCCUUUUAUUUACUUUUAAUUUUUUUUCGACAGUUGAGCUAAAUGAUUAAAUGUGCAGGAUAUAGUCAGUCUAAAUAGCCUUGUAGUUUCCGGUUGCCUGCCUUACACGUAAAUUGCUCAAAGUUUAUGUAUAAAGAUGCCAUGUGCAAUUAGGGCUGGGCUGCAGUGAGAUUUUCAGCAGGAGCUGAAAGUCUGUGCUGGGAAGAAUUGAAAGCACGAAUGCUAAAAAGUAUCGAGGACAAUUUUCUAUUUAUUUUCGUUAGGAUUUGACUAUGGCAGUGCAGUUCCUGCGGAAGGCAUCUGUGUGGUUAAAGAAGCGCAAGAUCACUUUGUUGGCUGCUUCUUGCGUGGGACUGUUUGGCGCUGACCUUUCCUAUCAUGUGUUUCCUGAGCAGACAUUCAAACUGUUGCAUGAGUGCUGGUCAGAGGGGCGGCCAGCUGAGCUUUCACAGAGGCUUCAUGGUGUCUUUCAGGAUGUCCUUCAAGAUACUGAUGUGAAGUCCACUGACUCUUAUCGAGCCUUUGCAGCUUCUGGCUUCCACCCUGUGAGUGCUGGAAUCCCCUGGCUGCCUGCAGGCUCGUUGGUGGGCAUCCCACCUAACUUCGAUAGCACAGCUGAGAAUAAAGAAGGAAUAGUUGACCAUGUUGUUGUGAUCAAUGGCAAGGAAGUAGACUGGGAGAGCAAUGAAGGUGUUGCUUUGAAGGAAGCUCUGACAUUUUCCCUUAAAGCUCAGAAGUUUGCCAUUGCCAGAGAAGUUGUGUAUUUGCAGAACGGCAGCCCUUUAGCCAGUGCAGUUGUGGCUCCAGCUUGCUUAGCUGGUACUUUUCUCUGUGGGAGAGGUAUAAAGCUACUCCUGGGUUUAUCUCGUGGCCCCAUGAUACUUCGCAGCAUCUGUAACCUCAUAACUGCCGGUGGUGGACUAAUGUGCUAUUACGUUUCUUAUGACGCUAUGACCUAUCACCUAGACUGCAAGGCUGACAGAAUGGCAGCUACUGUUUCCAAAGACUACACCAGAGGUGGGAUUGAAUUUUAUGAUAAAAUCUUGUCCCGCAACAGGAUUCUUCGUGGUCUGAUGGGCAAAGAGGGGACAAAAAUGUAUGCCCCGAGUGGUAACCUUUUCCCAAGGCACUGGUUCAGAAUAAAGUAUACCCCAUACACUUACCGAAGAGAUUUGAUCAUUAAUAUUUUAAGAGAGCUCCAGGCAUAGGAAGGGAGUGCUUGAAUUUCUUGAAUUUUUAACUCAUGAAUUAUGUAUUCUCUUGGAACACUGCUGUGCUGCUUUUUUUUUUUUUUUUUUCUUUCUCUGUGUCUUCAUUAGAACUUCAGGGUUUAUUUUUGCAUAUACUUCGGAAGGAGUUAUUGCACAUUCUGUGAAUAAAGAAUCCUCUCUUAAAAUAUUAAA
Molecule: messenger RNA, 1569 nt
Organism: Tyto alba (common barn owl)
Lineage: Eukaryota; Metazoa; Chordata; Aves; Strigiformes; Tytonidae
Gene: TMEM177
Product: transmembrane protein 177
Exons: 2
Coding region: 439-1374 (311 amino acids)
Source: RefSeq, a predicted model, not a curated record